Notothenia coriiceps (black rockcod) is the source of this 1503-nucleotide messenger RNA. It is a transcript of the gene ccdc97, whose product is annotated as coiled-coil domain containing 97. Bases 496 to 1488 code for a protein of 330 amino acids. The record is from RefSeq and is a predicted model, not a curated record. NCBI's taxonomy places the organism in Eukaryota, Metazoa, Chordata, Actinopteri, Perciformes, Nototheniidae. The transcript has 6 exons.
AAUCAAACAUGAACUGAUUAAAAGAUAGCUCUUAAUUGUAGCCUACUCUUUUACAUUUCUACGGGAGUUUGCUGAUCCAAGGGGAAGCUUCUCCACAGUUUGAGGCCACACAAAUAUAUAUUUUUAAGCAGUAGGCAGUAGGUCCACUUUCUUCUGUCACAAAGCUACCACCAGAUGGCGACAAAUUCAACAGCACAGCCUCUUCCGGGCGGAACCAUUCUUUCCGUCUCGGGGACCAAUAAUUUUGACGGACCAACAUGGCGGCAAAACAUUGCUAAUGCUAAACAACUGAAACAAAUGUGUGGAAUUAAUAGUUUUUUUUCACGAGUGAAUGUUCACACCAAAUUGAGAAAAUUUACCAGCACCUUCGGUUUCCACGACAACCUUUUCAGUACAGUAUAACGGCCAACAACGGACAUAAACGUUAGCUUGUUUAAUGCUAAUUCACUUAGCUUCCUCUGUAAACACGUUAGAAAGCUAAGCUAACAGUUAACCAUGUGGGGUGAAAUAGACCCUCCAGUUAAAACACAACCUCAUUUAUGUGAGAGCAAAGACGAGCCUGAAUUACCAGAAGAAAACGGGGUCACAUUUUCCCAGAUAUGUGGCUUUCACCGCCCCGCAGACACACGUCAGCCACAACAACAACAACAACAACAAGACACAGAGCCUGUGAGCCAGGCAGAGUCCACCUGUGUGAAUGAAAUGGUGGAGGCCAUAGCCAGGAGUGGCAGCUCAGUGAAGAGCCAGCAGAAAGGAGACGCUGAGCUGACCCUGGAUCAGCGCAGAGAGGAGCUCCUGCAGCAGUACAGGAGCAGACCGCUGGUGUUCCUGGAGAGGUACCAUGUGUGCCUCAAGCCCCAGGACCUGUCAGUGUUUGCCCACGUCAGCUCAGAUCCACGGGUUCUUCACUACGGCAAAGUGAUAGAGAGACGAGCUGCAGCGUUCACCAACAGGACGAGGGUUCGAAACCAGCGCUACGCGGCUCUCAGGGCCCUGCAGGAGGGCGGAGAGUAUUUUAGUGACGAACAGAUGCGGAUAAGGGAGCCGCUGCUGUAUGAACAAUACAUCGGCCAGUACCUGACUGAUGAGGAGGUGCUGGCGCGCUCCCAGGAGUCCAUUCUGGACGAUGCACAGGGGGGCCCGGUGGCUCCAGCAGGAAACAAAGGGGGGCUCACACAACUCCUCCUCAACUCCUACCAGGAGCGUCUGAUCCAGGACCGCCUGCAGAGGGAGCAGGAGAGAGAGGACGGAGCGAGGGAGGAGGACGAGGAUGAGGAAGAUGAAGUGAUCACCGCCCAGCAGAAGGACUGGGAGCCCACGGCAGAGGAGAAGGCUCUGCUCAGGGAGGAGUUCAUCGGUCAGAUGCACCAGCGCUUCCUGGAUGGCAAAGACAAGGAUAUCAACUACAGGUCAGCCAUAACGACAGCUCACAUCUAUGCUAUGUUAGGGCGCCAUCUGCGUUACACAACAGGGAAUAGGGCGUCAUAGUAAGGAAAGAGAAAG